This is a messenger RNA of Oreochromis niloticus (Nile tilapia), 6453 nucleotides long. RefSeq names its product interferon-induced very large GTPase 1-like. The transcript has 3 exons. Gene Ontology annotation, molecular function: GTP binding. Bases 1325 to 4936 code for a protein of 1203 amino acids. NCBI's taxonomy places the organism in Eukaryota, Metazoa, Chordata, Actinopteri, Cichliformes, Cichlidae. The record is from RefSeq and is a predicted model, not a curated record.
CUCCACUUUGCUUUAUGUGCUCAAAGACAUCAACAGUACAGGAAGACCAAUUCUACUGCCAACACAGCAGAAACAGGAAACUCACAAACAAAACCUCAAAAAACUGGAUGAUAGAAAGAAAUGUUUGAAACUGACAGAUCUCUUUGAUAAAGUUGCAGGAAGGAAGAAACUAAAUAUAUGAGCAGCUCAACACAGAGAAACCCAACUCUGGUUAUGAAAAAAUGGACAACAGCAAAAGUGAAUCUGCUGAGACAUCUACUAACACAAAGACAUCCCUGGAGCUCUUAUUGGAAGACCUAUGCUUGGGCCAAGACUACAGAGAGAAGCUGUCACUCAGCAAAAUGCUUGAGAUUGAUGAGAAAGCAGUUUCUGAUGAACCUGCCAAGUGUGAACCAGACCUUCCAUGGUUUUCUCUAAAGAAACUAAUGAUGGUUAAUUUGACAGCUAGAAAUGUGAAAUGUACAUCAAUGUGUAAGCAAAAUUUUAAUGAUAAAUCUGGGAGUACAGAAUUAGAUAUUGACAAUCUGCUUGAUGACCUAAACACAGAUGACAUGCUAAACCCUCUCGACAUAAUCACUGCUCUCUUUCUGUGUUCUGAUGGUUUUCUACAGCAGGAAAUGGCACUAAAAAUGUCCAUGUGUCAGUUCUCUGUUCCUCUGCUGCUUCCAAACUGUGACACCAAUCAGUGCACACUCAUGCUGUGGGCCAUGAGAGACAUUGUUAAAAAGUACAGACCUCAGUCUCUGUCAGAGUCCAAGGGCUUCAUUGAAGACAGAAUUGUUCUCUCUGAACUUCCAAUGAUCUCUUUUGUCAGACUGGGUGAGUGCUCCUUGUCCAAGUCAGAGAUUCUCAAUAAACUUCUGAGCAAUUCUCAACAGUACCAUGACACCUUUGUUCACCACAACAUGGAGUGUGGUGACACUCCAAGAAGAAUAUCAAAUGGACUGAUUGAAAUUGCUUGGUAUCUUCCAUGUGGAAACAAAAACAUUGAUAUUCUCAGUGAGCCAGUGGCUGUAGCUAACCUUCGUGGGGACAUUGCUUCAUUUGUAACACAGUAUUCUUUUUUGUGUCAGACAUCUGCAGCAGUUUUUCUGAUCUUUGACCAUUUGGACUGUGAAAGCAGUUUACUUAACAGUCACAGGGGACAGAUCUUCCUGGUUGGCAACUAUGAAAGUAAGCGCUUCAACUCAGAAGCAUUACAAAAAAUAGCAAAAGAGUUGGGCUUGACUAACAACAACAUCAUUAUCAAGACAAAAAAAAAAAUGACGCAGACUUUAUCCAGCUAUUGAGGGAAAAGGUCAGAGAUGUAGUUGAGAACUCAGAGAUGAAGAUGUCAAUAGAGCAGAUGGCAGAAAUUGCCCGUGAUCUGGGAAUCCUGGUUGAUGAAGACUUUCAAGAGUGCCAAAAUGCAAAGAAAAAUGCAGAAGCCAUCACUGGAGAAAUACAAGACAUCCUGAAAUACAAAGAAGAUCAGCUUCCACGACAAGGUGAAAUAUGGAAAGAACUGACCUGCUUAGAGACAGAGGAAUAUCGACUUCGAAAGAUUGGGUCUAAGAAUGUAGAAGACUACAAAAGUCAUCUUCGGAUACAGAAGCACGAACUCCGGAAAAAGCAGAACUCUUAUGACAUGUCCACAGCUAUGAUAUACAUCAUCAAUGCAAUAUCAUGCCCGAGGACAGAGAGGUCUUAUUUUCUGAAAUGGAUGCGGAUGAACCUUGACAAGGUGUCCUGUAUAAAGCUCUCUAAACUUAAGGAGAAAUAUAAAGAAAAAUGCAAGAACUCUGAGAACAAAGAGGAGAUCAAGGAAAUUGACCAACAAAUUUCCAGCAGCUCACUGGGGACUGAACACUUCUUCCGUGAAAUGGGUCAGAUCUAUGAAGCCUCACUGUCCCUUCCACAAACAGAUCCAGCACGUCAACAGCUGCAGCAUCUGCCCAAACUCUGUGCAGAGUUGUUGCUUGAUGGAUUUCCUCUUGAGCUUGUAGAUGGAGAUGCAUCGCAUAUCCCUCUCAGAUGGGUGAGUGAUGUUCUCUCUGAGCUCAGUGACUUGGUGUCUCCAAACGGAAAGAUACGUGUAGUCACAGUUCUUGGAGUUCAGGGCACAGGAAAGUCAACUCUCCUUAACACCAUGUUUGGAGUGCAGUUUGCAGUCAGCAGUGGUCGAUGUACUCGAGGUGCCUUUAUGUUGCUCAUCAAAAUCAACGAAGACAUGAAAAAAGUCCUAAACUGUGACUUCAUGCUGAUCAUUGACACUGAGGGCUUAAAGUCACCAGAACUUGCACAACUGGACAACAGCCAUGAGCACGACAAUGAGCUUGCAACACUUGUUGUAGGGCUGAGUGAUGUCACCAUUGUUAAUAUUGCAAUGGAGAAUUCAACUGAAAUGAAGGACAUCCUACAAAUAGUUGUGCAUGCUUUUCUCAGGAUGAAGGAGGUGGGCAAAAAGUCUAAAUGUGUGUUUGUUCACCAGAAUGUGUCCGAUGUUUCAGCCCAUGAGAUGAACUCACGAGACAGGAAACUGCUCCUGGAACAGUUAAAUGAGAUGACCCAGGCAGCAGCCAGAAUGGAAAAGAAAGAGGAGAACAAGAACUUCACUGAUGUGAUGGAGUACAGUCCAGACACUGGGAACUGGUACAUUCCUGGACUCUGGAAUGGAAACCCACCAAUGGCACCAGUCAGUGUAGGGUACAGUGAGGCUGUAUAUGAGCUCAAGAAACACAUCAUCCAACUGCUGGGAAACUAUGAGUGUUCAGCUAAGGAUAUCUUGGAUUUCAAAGAGUGGAUGACAAGCAUGUGGACUGCAGUAAAGCAUGAAAACUUCAUCUUCAGCUUCAGAAACAGCCUCGUAGCUGAUGCAUACAUGAGACUCUGCACAGAAUUCAACAAAUGGGAGUGGGAAUUCAAAAAAGAAAUGUACACCUGGGUAACAAAUGCAGAAAGAAGAAUUUCCAAUUUUGGUAAAGUCGCUGUUGAAACUGACAUAAGAGAAUUUCUGACUUGUUUGAAAAGUGAAGCCUCCACAGUGCUGUCCAAAUGGGAGGCAAAGCUUCAAAAAAAUCUGACAGAGUAUUUCAAGCAAACAGAGAGUCGUGUAGAUUUGGUUGAAAAAUACAGAGAGGAAUUCUCAAACAGUGCAAAGAGCCUACGAAAAGAAAUUGAGAGGUCUGUUAAUAGUCAGCUCACAGCAGCAGCAGAAAUCAGACAAGGGAUGGUGGAACUUGAUAAAAUCAAAGAGAAUUACACAAAAGAGAUUGAAAAAGCAGUUUGUGCACUAAUUGAUGAAUGUCGGGAAAAGAAUGUCCAAAUGGAUGAAACGGAUCUGGACAAAGAGUUUGACAAAAUGUGGAAUGAAACGGUGAAGAAAUUAUCUGUUUCCAAACAAAAUGCCACAAAUGUCUUCACCAGCGUGACUAACUUCCUGAGAAUAAAUCUGUCACAUAGGGGGAGUCAUGCAUGUGAGUUGUUAAACCAAAAGAGUCUGCACAACUGUGGAGAAGAGCCCUUCAAAUAUACAGCUGAAGGACGCUUCAAUCGAUUUAAACACAAACUGAACAAGAUUUUCAGUUUUCAGGAUCACAUAAUGGCCGUUCAGAAACUGUCUGAAGGCAUCAUAUUUCUUUGCACUCAGUUUGUGAGUGAAAAAGUGAAAAGAAAAAUGAAUUACUCUGACACUUACAUCGAGGAGAUCCUACACAUCAUUGAUGAGAUGCUGCAGAACAAUCAAGAUAUUAACACAGACAUUGAGUUUGAAGUUUCUCUAAAACAGCACAUCUGUGGAUUUGCAGCCAGAGAGUUUCAGAAAAUGCACGAAGAUUUUAUACAAACAAAUGAUCCCUACAGAUGUUUGGAAAAAAACAAGGAAAAGUUUUGUGAUGAUUUCAAAGAUGUGUUCCAUAAACGAGACCAGAGUCAGAAGAAGGCAGAAGAAUUCACCAACAAAUGCUUAAAACCUGCUAUUGAAGACUUUAUCAAUCGUUUCCUGAGACAGGAUAUCAUUGAUGAAAUGCUGAGAUGUGAGGAGUUUAAAACACGAAUGUCCUUCCAGUAUUCAGUUUUACUGGAUUUGCUUUCGCAGGAUGAGUUUCAAAACUAUGUUGACUAUAUAUGGUCAUUUGAUACCUAUGUAUAUAAAAUGAUAUGCAAUCAAAUAGUGAAGCACUUCUCAUCUGUAUCAACAUUUAAGUAUGAGAAUAAGCAUCUCCAGUCAUGUAUCACAAGCAUUCAUGAAGCGAUCAAGAAGGCCAAAACUGGAAAGACUAAUGGUUUGAAGGCAUUUAUUGAAGAUAUUUGUAAAGCGCUUGGUAACAAACUGGUCAUUUCCCAGGAUGCUCUUGGUGCUUUCAUGAUCUUGAACAACGCUGAUCUUGGACAGUUUGAUGAAUAUCUGACAAUGUCUGUGCAAGACAUGACAAAAAAUCUUACAGAGACUUUGAAAAAAACAUGCAUUGAAGCUAAACUGCAACACCUCCACGUGCUGCCCCAGCUUGAGCUUUCAAGUAAAAUAAUUGGUUGUGGCAAACAGUGUCCAUUCUGCAAAGCUCCUUGUGUUGCAGGAGGGAAAUACCAUACUGAGCAUUUUGCUUCACUGCAUCAGCCUCAGGGUCUGAGUAAAUACACCUGGAACACAACAACAAAACUUGCCACUGACAUAUGUUCUUCUCUUGUGACCACUAAAAAUUAUUUUAAUUGCAAUGCUACAAAAGGUAAAUGUCAGCCUUAUAAGAAUUACAAGAAAUUUUUCCCAAACUGGAAAAUCACUCCAGAUGUGAGCCCUGAGGCAUCAGACUACUGGAAAUAUGUAAUGGCAAAGUACAACAAUGAAUUUGCCAAAGAAUAUGAAGUAGAACCUGCUGAUAUUCCCACAGGUUGGCUUGAGAUAACAAAGCAGCAGGCAAAAGAAAGCCUUAAACAUUCAUUCAACAUAAAGUGGGGCUAAUAAUGCACCAAUCCUGUCUCACUUCCCUACUUAAUUUGUACACAGGGACACACCUUUCUUAAUUUUGUGUUAUUUUAUCAUAAAAAGGUCCAAAAUUGCACGUUAGACAAGGUAAAAAAACAAAAAUGCGCCUAGAUAUUUUACCAACACAAUUUCCAGUAACACAACCACAGCAGUUUUAUAUGCAAAAACUGUACUUUGAGUCUAUAUUCAUGUUGAUGAUCUUUUAUCUAUAUUUAUGUAAAUGAGAUGCAACUAUUGGAUGAAAAAUGCAAUGCUGAAAAGAGUUUCUAAAGUGUAUUUUAAGAAUUUUGCGUGAUUUUGUUUGUCUUAAGUAGUUUUCUGAAUUGUCAAAACACAUUUCUUGAAACCUCCAUCCACAGCAAGUAAAAUAUUAUUCACCACAAAACAUCUGUUAGACACUACACACUGGUGAUUCCACAGUUGACUUUGUCUUCAAAAUAAUGGCAUCUGACUCUAAAAUCCAACAGAGAGUGAUUGAAGGACCAUGUCAAUAGUUAGUGCUUCUUGUGUAGUGCUUCAUUUGGUUAUCUUUCAAUUCUAGGAAAGGGAAAAUGCACUUAAAAACAUAUAUACCCAGUAAAAAUAGAAUUGCAAUGAACAUUACAGUACUUAUGGUAUGACAUACUGUAUACCAAAUAAACAAAGAAAAAAAACAAAGAAACAGUUACCCGUUUUCUUCUCUAAAUGUCCUGAUCAUGCUGGCCACAGAGAAUCUGCUCAAACUGGGUUGGAAACUUUGCACUGCUUACCUCAUGUCAUCCCAUGAACGAGGACAUAGUGUACAAUAGUUGCAUAAGUUUCAUCAGUAAUGAUUGUUGUUGUUGUCCUCCCCUUCGCCCCAUCCACCGCCUUUCAAACUCUUCCUCCUCUGCCUUCAUCCAUUGUAGAUGUGCAUGUACAACCUUUGCACUCUUAACAGACUUUUAUCCUGCCCGAUUGGUCAGAUGGCAUCAUUAGAAACAUGUGUGUUCAUUUGUGAGUUGUGUGUAAAAGAUGACAGCUGUGUUGGGGUUGUGUUUUUGCUGUGUUUAGUGACUGAGAAUGUGUUUAUCAAAAAAUACUGGAUGAUUGGAAGAAUGGGUUUAGCCCACUGAGAAUUUGGUUUAGAGAAUGGAGCUUAGUGUUCUAGGAUUUCAGAAAAACUCUAAAUCAAACAGGAUUUGGGGGGUAUUUUCUUUUCUGUUAACAUUAACCACAAAAUAUUUACAAUUACAUUUUGUGUAAAAUUCCUGUCAUUCCAUUGUAUUGUCAUAAUUGAUAUGAACUUUUUAAAAUUUGUUCUUUACUCUUAAAUCUAUUUUCUUUUUAAAGUAUCUGAUGUCAAAUAAUCAAAUGUAUUCAUUUUUAUAUUACCAUAACUGCAUGUGAAACCAAGUUUUAAAAAAUAAUUAGUUGUGUGACAGUUUUGUUUUAUUCCAGUAUUUAAUGGAGGAUAUUUACUUGUAUCUAAGGUUCAUUUGUUAUUUGCUGUUUGUGUGGUUGUCGUAGAUUUA